GUUUUAAAAACCGAUCACGAGGGGAGAGGGAGAGAGAGAGGCGAGGAGAGAUCCCCGACCAAACCCCGCGAAUUCAAGCGAGAUCGAUCCGCGCGGCGGCGGCGGCGGAGGAGGAGAUCAUGCCGGAGAAGGCGGUGGACGACGUCAUGGACUCGGCGGUGGGGGCCCACUUCAGCGGCCUCCGGCUCGAGGCGCUCCGCCUCUCCUCCCCCUCCGCCCCGUCCUCCCCUUCCUCGGCCAAGGCGGCGGCGGUGGCCCACCCCAACGGCGCCGUGUACGCGAACGGCACGGCCUCUUCUUCUUCUGCUGAAGCAGCGGAGCUCGCGUCGCCAUCCGCUCUCAGGCAGCCCUUCGUCAUCGGGGUUUCGGGCGGGACGGCGUCGGGGAAGACGACGGUGUGCGACAUGAUCAUCCAGCAGCUGCAUGACCACCGCGUCGUGCUCGUCAACCAGGAUUCCUUCUACCGUGGGCUAACUGCUGAAGAAUCUGCACAUGCCCAAGAUUACAACUUUGAUCACCCUGAUGCAUUUGACACAGAACAACUUCUGGAAUGCAUGGGGCAGCUAAAACGUGCACAGCCUGUAAAUGUUCCUAUAUAUGACUUUAAGAAUCACCGACGGUGCUCUGAAAGUUUUAGAAAGGUCAAUGCAUCAGAUGUCAUCAUAUUAGAGGGCAUUUUAGUCUUCCAUGAUCAAAGAGUUCGCAAUCUGAUGGACAUGAAAAUUUUUGUGGACACAGAUGCUGAUAUUAGGCUAGCUCGAAGAAUAAGGCGUGAUACAGUUGAAAGAGGUAGAGAUGUUAGCUCAGUGCUUGACCAGUAUGGGAGGUUUGUGAAGCCAGCAUUUGAUGACUUUGUUCUCCCUUCAAAGAAAUAUGCUGAUGUGAUCAUACCACGAGGAGGUGAUAAUCAUGUUGCCAUUGACCUCAUUGUUCAACACAUUCGUACUAAGCUUGGUCAGCAUGACUUGUGCAAAAUCUUUCCAAAUGUUUACGUGGUUCAAUCAACAUUCCAGAUCCGAGGAAUGCAUACUCUUAUUCGUGAUAGGGACAUCACUACACCUGACUUUGUCUUCUAUUCAGAUCGGUUGAUCCGUCUGGUAGUUGAGCAUGGUCUGGGGCAUUUGCCAUUUACAGAAAAGCAGAUUAUUACUCCAACAGCUUCUGUUUAUAUGGGAGUUGAAUUUUGCAAGAAGCUCUGUGGAGUGUCUAUUGUCCGAAGUGGUGAAAGUAUGGAAAACGCAUUGCGCGCCUGUUGUAAAGGAAUAAAAAUUGGCAAGAUUCUAAUACAUCGAGUAGGAGACAAUGGACAGCAGCUUAUAUACCACAAACUGCCCAUGGAUAUUGCAGAACGACAUGUUCUACUUUUGGAUCCGGUGCUUGGUACAGGUAACUCAGCAAAUCAAGCUAUUGAGCUUCUGAUAAGAAAAGGUGUUCCAGAGGAGCGGAUCAUAUUCCUCAAUCUCAUCUCGGCUCCUGAGGGAAUUCAAUGCGUCUGCAAUCGAUUUCCGAGGCUGAAGAUUGUAACCUCCGAGAUCGACACCGGAUUGAGCGAGGAAUUCAGAGUAAUCCCGGGGCUGGGAGAGUACGGUGACCGCUACUUUGGCACAGACAACUGAUGCUCCGUAGCAUUUCUGGCGUCGCGAGAAGGGUCAUCAUCAUGAGAUUUGCUCCAAUUCGAUAAAAAGUACCUUGAGAUACCGAUAGUACCAAAUCGUUUCUGAUCGUUAGAUCUAACAAUGUUCAUCUUGUUUAGUUAGAUCCAAUGGUGUUAAUUGAUUUAGUAUCGUGAGGUAUCAGUAAUUUGAGAUAUUUUUUUUUGACCAGAGCAAAUCUUCGGCAUCAUACAUCGGAAGGCCGAGUCUAGCUGUAUAUGGCCACAAGGCCGUGCUACAUCGUCGUGUGUUAAGGUGGGAUCGAUGGGUAUUAGCUUGUCAUAGAAAUGAUGUGAACGGUGAACCCCCAAAAAAGCACACCCCAAAAGCAAAAUAUGGUGUACAUCGCCUCCGAAACCAGCCAGCCAUAGCAGCAUUAACGGAGAGCGAUGGAAUUGUGUGCUAAUCGUGAUUGUUUUGAGUGCUUCUCGCUCAUCUGUGUACUGCGUUCCUCUUUGUUCCUCAUCCCAAAAAAUGUGUUCCAAGCAUAGAGGCCCCAUCCUGACCUGAAAUUCGUCCAUAUCGUUUUGGGACUUUGAGAUCUGUAAUGA
Messenger RNA from Oryza brachyantha (malo sina), 2203 nucleotides. Its product is annotated as uridine kinase-like protein 1, chloroplastic. Gene Ontology annotation, molecular function: ATP binding; kinase activity. The coding region runs from base 120 to 1616 and encodes 498 amino acids. Gene Ontology annotation, cellular component: chloroplast; cytoplasm. NCBI's taxonomy places the organism in Eukaryota, Viridiplantae, Streptophyta, Magnoliopsida, Poales, Poaceae. The record is from RefSeq and is a predicted model, not a curated record. The transcript is spliced from 14 exons.